This is a messenger RNA of Wasmannia auropunctata (little fire ant), 5065 nucleotides long. It is a transcript of the gene GluProRS, whose product is annotated as bifunctional glutamate/proline--tRNA ligase. Gene Ontology annotation, cellular component: cytoplasm; aminoacyl-tRNA synthetase multienzyme complex. Bases 110 to 4849 code for a protein of 1579 amino acids. Lineage: Eukaryota; Metazoa; Arthropoda; Insecta; Hymenoptera; Formicidae. The record is from RefSeq and is a predicted model, not a curated record. Gene Ontology annotation, biological process: translation; prolyl-tRNA aminoacylation; glutamyl-tRNA aminoacylation. The transcript has 13 exons. Gene Ontology annotation, molecular function: glutamate-tRNA ligase activity; proline-tRNA ligase activity; ATP binding.
CGGUUACCCUUCAUUCCAGUUGCUGCCGCGUGGAGUGGUUGCUAACCUCUGUCGGUGCACGGCGCACGCUAAUGCUGGAUCUGUUUUCCUUAGAGUGAAUGCGAGGACAAUGGCAUUUAAGAUCGCUGUCAACCCAGUUCAUCAUGUGAUAGAUGUGUUGGUAGUCGUCGAGAUAAUUAAGUCUGAAAAUAAGGAUAUAAUAAUAUCAUGGAAUAAAACUAAGAGUGACAAGUCAGACGUUUGCUUGUAUGAUAAAGAUGACAAGUUAUUGGGACAACAUAAUAAUGAAAUAACCCGCUAUCUGGCAAGGACAAUGAGUCCCUUACUUUAUGGUGAUGCCUGCCCUUAUCAACGAACAGAAAUUGAUCACUGGAUAUCCUGCGCUAUAAUAUUACAAAAUAAACUAAUAAAUAAGGAGCUUUUAAACUAUUUGGAUAAUGUAUUGAUGACACGCACAUGGCUAGUCGCCAAUAGAUUAACAUUGGCUGACAUUCAUACAUUUUGCGUUUUGUAUCGCCACGAGUAUGUAAAAUUGUACGCAAGUGAUUACUAUAACAUCACUAGAUGGUACAAACACAUGGAAUCGCUUCCUGCUUUCAACAAUGCAUUAUCCAUGAUCGCAAAAAAUUGUCCUCCAUCAUCGAAAUCGAAGGAUGCAAAUCCGCAGGAGGAAAGAUCUGCCGUCAAGGAGACGAAAACGAGGAAACAGGAGGGCAAAUUUAUUGAUCUGCCUGGCGCAGAAAUGGGCAAAGUAGUGGUGAGAUUUCCGCCAGAAGCAAGUGGUUAUCUGCACAUUGGUCAUGCUAAAGCUGCUCUUUUAAACCAGUAUUACGCCGAGGCCUUUCAAGGACAACUUAUCAUGAGAUUUGAUGAUACAAAUCCAGCGAAGGAGACCGUAGAAUUUGAGGAGGCUAUAUUGGAGGAUUUAAGAUUACUGCAAAUCAAGCCCGAUCGUUUUACGCACACCUCGGAUUACUUCGAGAUAAUGCAACAGUAUUGUACUACACUCAUUAAGAAUGGAAAGGCUUACGUGGACGGCACCCCGGCGAAUCUUAUGAAAGAACAACGUGAUCAAAGAUUGAAAUCAAAAUAUCGAGAUAACUCCGUUGCCGAAAAUCUGGCGUUGUGGGAAGAAAUGAAACGCGGCACCGAGAAGGGUCAAGAGCAUUGCGUCAGAGCAAAGAUCGAUUAUCAGUCAACGAACGGAUGCAUGCGCGAUCCAACAAUUUACCGUUGCAAGCCAGAACCUCAUCCUCGUACUGGAACGAAAUACAAGGUGUAUCCUACGUAUGAUUUCGCCUGUCCAAUUGUCGACGCUAUUGAGAAUGUUACUCACACUCUGCGCACAACCGAGUAUCACGACAGAGACGUUCAAUUUUACUGGCUGAUCGAGGCUUUGGGAUUACGACGCCCGUACAUUUGGGAAUAUUCACGGUUAAACAUGACUCAUACGGUUCUAUCUAAACGAAAGUUAACUUGGUUCGUAAAUGAGGGUCUAGUCGAUGGAUGGGACGAUCCACGCUUUCCGACAGUGAGGGGCAUUCUGAGACGAGGAAUGACAGUCGAGGGUCUGAAACAAUUUAUCAUCGCACAAGGUAGUUCCAGAUCUGUGGUCUUCAUGGAGUGGGACAAAAUAUGGGCUUUUAACAAGAAAGUCAUCGAUCCAGUCGCGAUCAGAUACACUGCACUGGAUUAUAAUGAGAUGAUACCGGUUCACGUAGUAGAUGCUAAGGAUGAGUGGUUGACUGUGCAAAAUCACCCUAAAGAUUCAUCUAAAGGUGUCAAACGAGUGCGAGUGGGGCCGAAAAUCUUGAUAGAAAAGGAGGAUGCUGACAGAUUAAUUGACGGACAGAAUACGACCUUCAUUAAUUGGGGUAACUUAAUGAUACAAAAGAUAAAAAAACAAGGUGGCAAUGUGGUGGGUGUGGAAGCACGAUUAAAUUUGGAGGACAAGAAUUACAAGAACACCUUGAAGAUCACGUGGCUGGCUGAAUCGUUGCCCACAUCUGAUCCAAAUGCAGAAAAAUCAAAUUCAAUAAAGUGCUAUGCUGUUUACUUCGGUCACAUUAUGAGCGUGCCGGUUUUGGGCAAAGAUGACGAUUUUCAAAACUUUGUUGCCAAGAAUACAAGAAAAGAAAUUCAAAUGCUGGGUGAAGUGGAACUGAAACGCGUGAAGAAGGGAGAGAUAAUUCAGCUUCAGAGAAAGGGAUUCUUUAUUUGUGAUGUUCCUUAUGCAUCGGAUUCUUAUUUAUCACGGGAUCAACCUCUCAUAUUGUUCCAUAUACCUGAUGGACAUUCGACAACACCUUAUAUGACGUCUGAAGCGUUAUCACGUAAUCAGGAUUUGAAGACAGCUGAUACUAAAGUUGCUAGUACUAAAAGCAAGUCAAAACCAGAGAACCAAGAAAUUUCGAAAGCGGAGAAGAUAUCCGAAGAAAUAACGAAGCAGGGUGAUAAAGUACGAAAUCUGAAAAGCUCGAAAGCCGACAAGAAUAUCAUUGAUCAAGAAGUAAAGGUUCUGUUAAGCUUGAAAAGUGACUAUAAAAAUUUGACUGGUCAAGAAUGGAAACCAGCUGAUACUAAAGCUACUAAUAAAAGCAAGACAAAGCCAGAAAACGCAGGAAAUUCGAAUGCGCAGAGGAUAUCCGAAGAAAUAACGAAGCAAGGCGACAAGGUACGAAAUCUGAAAAGCUCGAAAGCCGACAAGAGCGUUAUUGAUCAAGAAGUGAAGGUUCUCUUAAAUUUGAAAAGCGACUAUAAAAAUGCGACUGGUCAGGAAUGGAAACCAGCUGAUACUAAAGCUGCUAAUAAAAGCAAGACAAAGCCAGAAAACGCAGGAAAUUCGAAUGCGGAACGGAUAUCCGAAGAAAUAACGAAGCAAGGCGACAAAAUACGAAAUCUAAAAAGCUCGAAAGCCGACAAGAGCGUUAUUGACCAAGAAGUGAAGGUUCUCUUAAGCUUGAAAAGUGAUUAUAAAAAUGCGACUGAUCAGGAGUGGAAACCAACUGAUGCUAAAGUUGCUAGUAAAAGCAAGACAAAGCCAGAGAAGAAAGAGAUUUCGAAUGCGGAGAAGAUAUCCGAAGAGAUAACGAAGCAAGGCGACAAAGUACGGAAUCUGAAAAGCUCGAAAGCCGACAAGAGCGUUAUUGAUCAAGAAGUGAAGGUUCUCUUAAGUUUGAAAAGUGAUUAUAAAAAUGCGACCGGCCAAGAUUGGAAGCCCGCGAGCUCGGAGGCACCAUCGAAAAAGGAGAAACAAAAGACUCCUAAGCCCGAAAAGACAUCGGAGAAAGAAGUUGCGAAAAAUGCAAAUAGCAGCAAGGGCGCCGAUUCCAAGAAAACGGGAACAAGAUUGGGUUUAGAAGCAAAAAAGGAGGAAAAUUUUCACGACUGGUACUCGCAAGUCAUCACGAAAAGCGGAAUGAUUGAGUAUUAUGACGUGUCCGGAUGUUACAUUCUUCGCCCGUGGAGUUUCGCGAUUUGGAAGGUAAUAAAGGAGUUCAUCGACAAGAAGAUAACGGACGUCGGUGUUCAGGAGUGCUAUUUCCCGAUCUUCGUUACCCGCAGCGUAUUGGAAAAGGAGAAGGCGCACGUAGCGGACUUCGCGCCGGAAGUCGCGUGGGUGACAAAAUACGGCGAAACCAAUUUGGCAGAGCCCAUCGCUAUACGGCCCACCUCGGAGACUAUAAUGUAUCCGGCUUAUGCCAAAUGGCUGAGAUCGGACACCGAGUUACCGCUCAGGCUCAACCAGUGGAAUAACGUUGUGAGGUGGGAAUUCAAAGAUCCCAAACCUUUUCUACGCACCAGAGAAUUUUUAUGGCAGGAGGGCCAUACCGCGUUUGCCACGAAGAAGGAGGCGGAGGAAGAAGUUCUGAUGAUCUUGGACAUGUACGCCAGGGUCUACGAGGACUUGUUAGCGGUACCCGUCGUCAAAGGCCGGAAAACUGAGAAGGAGAAAUUCGCGGGUGGCGAUUACACCACUACCGUCGAGGCGUUUAUUUCGACUAACGGUCGCGCGAUACAGGGAGCGACGAGCCAUUAUCUGGGACAGAACUUCUCGAAGAUGUUUAACAUCCAGGUGGAAGGUAUCGACGGAGAAGAAAAGACGUUUGUUUAUCAAAAUUCGUGGGGUUUAACUACACGAACGAUUGGAGUCAUGAUAAUGAUACACGGAGAUGACAAAGGUUUAGUGUUGCCUCCGAAUGUAGCACCUGUGCAAGUCGUUGUGAUUCCUUGCGGCAUAGGCGCAGAUUGUCGUGAAGAAUUAAAAAAUGAUAUUCUAUCCCAAUGUGCUGUUUGGGUCGAGACAUUGGGUAAAGAUGGUAUUAGGGUGAAAGGCGAUUUCAGAAAUAAUCGAACAGUUGGAUGGAAAUUCAAUCACUGGGAAUUGAAAGGCGUGCCAAUAAGAAUCGAGCUCGGACCCGAAGAUAUGCUCAAAAAUCAAGUAACGGUCGUGCGAAGGGAUACCUUCCAGCGAAUAGCUGUUCAUAAAGGCGAUGUAAGGGAGACGAUACCCUUGAUACUGAACAAAGUGCACGAGCAAUUGCUGUCGAGAGCGAGAAACAAGUUAAAUGAGCAUAUUAAACAGAUAGAAAAGUGGAGUGAUUUCAACCCCGAGCUUAACAAAAAGAAUUUAUUGUUGGUACCUUUCUGCGGAGAGCCGACAUGCGAAGAUAAGAUUAAACAGGAUAGUACAAGAGAGAGCACGGAUAACGAAUCAUUAAUGGGCGCUAAGAGUUUGUGUAUACCAUUUGAUCAGCCAAAAACAAAACCACUUAACGAGCUUAAUUGCAUUCAUCAUGGUUGCAAAAACAAGCCGAAGUUUUAUACACUUUUCGGACGUAGCUACUAAUAACAUCCAGAAAAGUAGGUUUAUACACAACAAUUUCAUAAAUUAUAUUGAGAUUUUUAUAUGUAACAUAAAAUUUAUAUUAUUUGAAAUUUAUAAUUACUGAUCUGUUAUUUUUUUUCUAUGAGAUUAGAAUUUUGUAUUACAUGUAAACUUAAGACUUUUGUUCAAUAAUGUUUCAAACAUGUAUAUUUAAUAAUACACAUAAGUCUGUUCUUA